Messenger RNA from Exophiala aquamarina CBS 119918, 1617 nucleotides. RefSeq names its product MFS transporter, SP family, general alpha glucoside:H+ symporter. The transcript is spliced from 4 exons. The record is from RefSeq and is a predicted model, not a curated record. Bases 1 to 1617 code for a protein of 538 amino acids. Lineage: Eukaryota; Fungi; Ascomycota; Eurotiomycetes; Chaetothyriales; Herpotrichiellaceae. Gene Ontology annotation, biological process: carbohydrate transport; transmembrane transport. Gene Ontology annotation, cellular component: membrane. Gene Ontology annotation, molecular function: carbohydrate:proton symporter activity.
AUGAAUAACGUCAUCACAGAAACGCCGAACUCGGUGCCGGAGGUCGAGGCGCAGUCCUCCUCCAAGGGCGGGCCUGUCUACAAUGUCGGCGAGAAGGUCACCUAUGACAGAACCGGCGCCAUCGAUGCCGAGAAGAUCGAACAUGACAUGACUGUGCUCCAGGCUGUCAAGGCCUAUCCCGCUGCCAGUUGGUGGGCAUUCGUCAUGUCGUGCACCAUUAUCAUGGAGUCAUACUGUGUUUUCUUGAUGGGACAGUUCAUAGCCACAAAACGAUUCGCCGACGAUUUUGGUGUAUACAGCGACAAGGAGGGAGGCUUCAUUAUCGAAGCUUCAUGGCAGUCGGCAUUCCAGUGUAGCGGACCAGUCGGUGCCUUCAUCGGUGUCUUCAUGGCAGGUCCCAUUACCAGUUGGAUUGGGUAUCGAUGGGCAACCAUUGGCGGUCUCAUGUUCUUGAACGCCUUCAUCUUCAUCUUCUAUUUCGGCAACAGCCAGGGGAUGUUUCUAGCGGCCCAGAUCCUGGAAGGCAUCCCGUGGGGCAUUUUUAUCGCCAAUGCACCCGCCUAUUGUGCCGAAAUUGUGCCGCUGAGACUGAGAGCUCCGGCGACGCAGAUGUUGCAGAUGUUCUGGGCUAUAGGGUCGAUUAUUGUCGGCGGUAUCACGUACCACUACCAGUCUAGGGAUGACCCUUCAGCAUAUAGGGUUCCCAUUGCACUCCAGUGGAUGUUUCCUACUCCUCUCGCCAUCCUACUCUUCAUUGCGCCUGAAUCACCCUGGUGGCUCGUACGAAAGGGUCAUCUGGCUGCGGCAGAGAAGGCGGUUAGACGCCUUGGACGCUCGAGUGCAAAUGAUAAUCCCGCCGACGCAGUUGCAAUGAUGCGUCGCACGAUCGAGCUUGAGAAGACCGAGAAGAAGCCUAGUCUUGUUGAACUGUGGAAAGGCACCGAUCUUUACCGUACAUUGAUUGUGUGCGGUGUGUACGCCUCUCAAAAUCUGACGGGCAAUCUGAUCGCCAAUCAAGCGGUUUUUUUCUUCAAACAGGCCGGCAUGGCAGACAACACCGCAUUUGCACUUGGUCUCAUUACUUCUGCGCUCCAGUGGAUAAUGGUCAUGCUGUCUUGGAUCCUCACCACAUACCUCGGCCGACGCACAAUUUAUGUCUAUGGUCAAUUUAUCAACUGUGGAUUCUUAAUCGUGCUCGGUAUUGCGGCUUCAGUUGGCGCCAGUAAGGCGGCUAGUAAUGCGCAAGCAUCACUCGGUUUGAUUGUCUCCGUCCUAUUCUGCUUGGGACCCGCCCCUGCCUCAUGGGUCAUCAUUGGCGAAACAUCUUCCGUUCGUCUCAGGCCACUGACAACCGGUGUCGGACGUGGUGCCUACUACCUGGUCAAUAUUCCUUGUAUCUUCCUUUCCAGCUACAUGCUCAAUACUGAUAAGUGGGACCUGGGCGGCAAGAGCGGUUACGUUUGGGCUGGCACUGCCUUCAUCUGCACCGCCAUGGCUUGGAUCUGGAUUCCAGAGAUGAAGCACCGGUCCUUCCGUGAGAUCGACAUUUUGUUCCAGCGUCAUGUCCCAGCUCGCAAGUGGAAGCAGACGGUCGUCGAUAUCAACGACGAUGAGUAG